Hemibagrus wyckioides is the source of this 689-nucleotide messenger RNA. RefSeq names its product mitochondrial ribosomal protein S17 (gene mrps17). Gene Ontology annotation, molecular function: structural constituent of ribosome. NCBI's taxonomy places the organism in Eukaryota, Metazoa, Chordata, Actinopteri, Siluriformes, Bagridae. The record is from RefSeq and is a predicted model, not a curated record. The coding region runs from base 168 to 590 and encodes 140 amino acids. The transcript is spliced from 3 exons. Gene Ontology annotation, cellular component: mitochondrial small ribosomal subunit; ribosome. Gene Ontology annotation, biological process: mitochondrial translation.
CAUAAACAUUUCGUGUCGUUGAUAAUCAGCUCCUCCUCUAAAUGGUCGCCUGUAAGACACGUCAUUAGCGUGCGACGCUUACCUUGACAUUCACGGUGCCGUAUCCAUGCGGGAUGUUUUGAAGUUUAUUAUUGUUAUUUACAUUACUGUGGAUACAGAAAGUGAAGAUGUCCGUAAAACAAGCCUCGGUCCAUGCUAAAUGGAUUAUCGGGCGAGUCAUUGGAACCAAGAUGAGGAAGACUGCGAAAGUCCGUGUUACUAGACUGGUCCUAGAUCCAUAUUUACUCAAGUUUUACAACAAAAGGAAGACCUACUUCGCCCAUGACGCCUUGGAGCAGUGUACAGUUGGGGACAUUGUAUUGUUGAAGGCUUUACCAGAAAGGCGAACCAAACAUGUCAGGCAUGAACUGGCGGAGGUUGUGUUUAAAGUCGGGGCCGUGGUUGAUCCCCUGACUGGCAAGAAAGUUGCAGGUCCGACGUACCUGGAGCCUCUCACCGACUCCAUGGAAAAGCCAGAGGUGUCUUUAACAGAAAAAUUAGAACAGCUGAACAUUUCUGCAGCUCCUCCACCACCGAGUCCUGCCUCUUAAUGUUGUUUAUAUAUUAAUGUAUCGCUAUAAAUGUGUGUGUGUUUUUUGAUUUGUUAUGCAGAUUAAAAAAAAAUUAGGUGAUUAUGUAUGUCUGGUAAU